This is a messenger RNA of Hemiscyllium ocellatum (epaulette shark), 4550 nucleotides long. RefSeq names its product glycerophosphocholine phosphodiesterase 1 (gene gpcpd1). The coding region runs from base 303 to 2372 and encodes 689 amino acids. Lineage: Eukaryota; Metazoa; Chordata; Chondrichthyes; Orectolobiformes; Hemiscylliidae. The transcript is spliced from 21 exons. The record is from RefSeq and is a predicted model, not a curated record. Gene Ontology annotation, molecular function: starch binding; glycerophosphocholine phosphodiesterase activity. Gene Ontology annotation, biological process: glycerophospholipid catabolic process.
CUUGCGAGUGGCGGCGGAUGAUUGCCAUCGGAGCGCUCGCGAGCUCGGUCUGUUGGGUUUCCUCUGUCCGUAAACCGGCCUCCUUCAUCUGCCGUCCGUCCCGCCCUCAACCCUCGCUCACCUUUCCAGUAUCUUUGUUUAAAACAUCCGUCGUGGUCGAAGAAGAAGUCGGAUUGAUGAUUUGCUUUAGGCCUGGAGGUUUAAGAGCUAUAAGCGGAGACAACAAACCAGCAUGACAUUGCAGAGGUCCAUCUGUGUGCAGUAACGUCAGCCAUUCAAUAAGGGCUUCAACGUUGGCAAUCAUGUUCACUUCACAGGUCACUUUCAAAAUAAAAGGACUUACACUUCCAGGUGAAGUGUUUGCAGUAUGUGGAAGUUCACCUGCACUUGGCAAUUGGUAUCCUCAGAAAGCAGUGCUUCUGGAACCAGAUGAAAACGAUAGCCUAACGUGGAGGGCGAGUGUUUUUCUCCCUGGAGCCACCCUUGUCAAAUAUCGCUACUUCAAAUGUUACGUCCUGGAGCCCAAGAACCCUGCUGAUCUUCGGCAAGUGCUAGUCAACAAGUGGGAGACUCAUCCUCAUCCACGAUCAUUUAAUCCGUCGGAAGGAGAGUGCAUUCUGAAUGAUGGAUACUUUGGAAUCCACAAUGGCGUUGAGAAGUUAGAGUCUGGGUGGUUAACUUGCCAAAGUGAAAUUCGGUUGAGGUUGCAUUAUUCUGAGAAACCUCCAGUUUCCAUAUCUAAGAAGAAGUUCAAGAAGUCCAGGUUUAGGGUAAAGCUGACAUUGGAGGGUUUUGAAGAGGAGGAGGAAGAUGAUGACAAACUGCUGACUACCUCUACCUCUGUGCCGAAAAUGCCCAAUACUUUAGAAAUCUCCUUAAUCAGCGACAAUGGAUACAAAUCACGUCAUUCACAGCCAGAGUGUGGAUAUGCCUUAGACCCUAAUCAGUGGACAGAGUAUAGCAUUCAAACAAUGGAGCCAGAUAACCUCGAACUAAUUUUUGACUUCUUUGAGGAAGAGUUGGGUGUACCAGUAGUACAAGGUGAUGCACUUCCUGGCCUUGUUGGAACAGCCUGCCUUCUGUCCUCAACAAUUGUGGAAAAAUCCAGUGGAGUUAUCACACUUCCCAUCAUGAGUAGAACUUCUAGACAAACUAUUGGAAAAGUGAAAGUUGACUACCUUGUUAUUAAACCCUUGGAAGGCUAUAUUUGUGACAUGUCUCCUUCAUUGUCCAAGUAUUGGAAACCCAAAAUGGCUUUAGACGUUGGGCACAGAGGUGCUGGAAAUACAUCAUCUGCAAACCUUGCGAAAGUCCGGGAAAACACAAUAGCUUCCUUCAAAAAUGCAGCCAGUCACGGUGCUGCCUUUGUAGAGUUUGAUGUCCACCUUUCAAAAGACCAUGUUCCUAUUGUGUACCAUGAUCUCACCUGUUGUAUAUUAAUGAAAAAGAAGAUGGACAAAGAAUCUUCGGAACUAUUUGAAAUUCCAGUAAAGGAACUUACAUUUGAGCAGUUGCAGCUACUAAAGUUGGCUCAUGUGGCUGCUUUGAAGGUGAAUGGUGGCAAAGAAAAUUCAGUGGAUGAUGAAAAUGAUGCUUCAGAAAAUCAACCAUUUCCUUCCUUGCAACAGGUUUUGGGAUGUGUGCCUGAGCAUAUUGGAUUCAACAUUGAAAUUAAAUGGCCUUAUCAACAAAAGGAUGGUACCUGGGAGGGCAAUUUGCCAACUUAUUUGGACAUGAAUCAAGCUAUUGAUGUAAUCCUAAAAUGCAUCUUGGAAAAUGCAUCUAAGCGAAGAAUAGUGUUCUCCUCAUUUGUUGCUGAUGUCUGUUCAAUGAUCAGACAGAAGCAAAACAAGUAUCCAGUUCUUUUCUUGACCCAAGGUUAUUCUAACGUCUAUCCAGAGCUUAUGGAUCUCCGUUGCCGAAGCACACCAAUUGCGAUGAGUUUUGCGCAGUCAGAAAACAUUCUGGGAAUCAAUGUUCACACAGAGGACUUGCUAAGAAACCUGGACUAUAUCCAGCAAGCCAAGUCAAGAGAUUUGGUCAUUUUUUGUUGGGGCGAUGAUACCAAUGAGUCUGAAAACAGGAAAAUACUGAAGACGAGUGGAAUUGAUGGGCUCAUCUAUGAUAAGAUCUGUGACUUUGUACUGGGACAGACCAAUAUCUUCCAAGUAGAGGAAUUUGAGGAACUGAAACAACAAUUAACGGAGGAAGUAUUUGUCAAUUGCUCGUGUUCUGAUGUCAGCAAUUUUGAUUGUCAAUCAACUCAGGUAGACAGCUUCAAUGAGAGCAGUUAUCCAAGUGAAAUAAAAAGCUGUGAACAGGAAGCAUUCAGUGCAGAAUCUGACUCUGGACAAAGUUGUAGUUCAUUUUGAUCUGAAACAAUUCUUCGAUUCUUCCAUAUUUUAAUGCUAGAGUUCUUUUAUUCUCAGUCCAUUGUGGCAUGAACAAUAAUUUAAGUUCUUGGUUUUCAUAUUGUCUUUUUUUUUAAAAAAAAAGUUUAUUGUAUAUUCUUCAAGGGGAAAAAUAGCUUUUUAUUUUGUAAUACAUUUAAUGUGCCAUUUAAAUUUUAUGAUGGUUGGGGGCAUUUGCAUGAUGCAUUCACAUCAAUGUUUACAUUUACUAUGUUACCUUCCAUUGUUUGUGCAUUAUUUCAGAUUUAAGUUCAUACAGUGCAAUUUGAUAAUUUGUUUUCUAUUUUGGGUGAGGAAAGCUCAAAAUUACUUUUAAUAGAAGCUAGCUAAUGGAAAAAGAAAGUGACGUCUUUGCAACAGUCAAAGCACAAAAUGAACACGGUGCUUUCUUUGCCAUUAAAUGUGCUUCUUAUCAAACAUGGUGAUUGCUUUAGAUUUUUCUGACAUUUUUAGAUCAGAAAUGUGUAAAGUACUUCUAGAUAGAGGCCAAGUGUCUAUUUGCAUUGGCCGAAUUAUUUUUUACUUUUAGAUAGUGUAGAAAGCUUUUGCAUGAUUGUUAUAAAUCAUUGUUGGCCACACAAAAGCUUUUAAUAUAUUGAUAUUCUCAUUUGGGUGACAAGUGCUAACUAUGUUUCUCAUUGUAUGAUUGAAUUAUUGGCUUUGAUAAUCUCUCUUGGAAUGCCACCUGUUGUAUAAAUGAGAUAAUUAAUGUUACAAGGAACAAAAUUAUGUAAAGAAGUAGCAUACUAACUGCAUUAUUAAAGUAUUAUGAAAAUAAUCCUGUAGUUCAAAUUUUAGUGUGUAAAGGAAAUACUGCUACUUGCUUGGCUCUGAAAUCCAUAAAUCAAUACUUGCAUGGUUUACCAGCCACACUGAUGGAUACAACUGCAAUCGCACGUUUUUCAUAACAUUAAGGUUGCAGUUAAAAUAUUCUGUUUUAAGAAUGUUGAAAGAGUCAUGUCCAUCAUAAUUUAUCAAUUAAAAUUGAAAAGCGAUGUGUAUGUUGGCACAGGAUAGAAAGAAGAAUUCAGCUGUGAAAUGUUCAAUUUCAGCAUAAAUAUUUAUUUCUCUCAAAUAAGUGAAAUGCAACACCAUAUUGUUUUAAGGGACAAUGCAUGCAGCUCCUAAUCUUCUAUAUGAUUCUGAACUACUUCAGCUGUGUUUUAAAAAAAAUCUUAUAUAACUUUGGUUUCUACCAACUUAUUUCCAAGGCAUCUAUAAAUUCUAACAUAAAAGAUGAUCAACAAGUUGUGGAAAGUAUUGGUAAUAUAUGAUAAGUGGAUAAUAUGGCAAAUUGGGUGUGGAGUCCAAUAAAAUGAACUGUGAAUAAUUUGAAACCAACAUUCAUUCCUAAAAUUUGGAUUGGACUUUACCAUUACAUACACCUGCCAAAUUGUCCCAUUUUUGACUAAUACUUACAGUUAAGUCUAUACUUCCAUGAUCACGUCUAUUUAUGUUUGGUGUUUGAGGUAGCAUGGUAUCUCUGAGUGUGCUUCAGUGGAAACGGAUUCUAUGUUCACAAUUCUAUCAAGAUUGAAAUUUGAACAAGUCUUUAACUCGAUUAAUAUUAAUGCAUCUGGCAAGGUAUGGUUUACAGUUGUGAGAAUUGCAACAUUCUUCAAAGUAGUGAUUGAGUGCAAAUUACAGUUAAUAAUAUUUGAUUUCUCUAAGUUACUUUAAAUAUUGGUCAGUAGUAUUUCUCAAUUUGCGUCCCUAGCUAUGAUUUCAGCUGCUUAGCAUUUGUACAUGUCUAUCCCCUCCUGCCUUCGAAGCUAGAAUCUGUAUUAAUAGAAAUUAUACUUCAUAUUAGAAAUUGUACUCCAUAACUUAUACCCAUCUUUACUGUUGUAAAGCUUAGCAUGUUUGUCUUCAAAGCAGUUAUUAUGGUGUGACUAUUUACAAAUACUGCAGAGGUGUACAUUAUCUAAAGCUAGCAACCAGUCUGUUUAAAUAUUUGUCUAGAAAAGUGAUUCAAUCACUAAUAGCUGAUUGUACAUACUUACAUUUUCCUUACCUUUUAAUCUUACAACCACUAUGCAUGAAAAAGCAGUUUUGGGAUCUUAGCAAAAGAUUUAAACUGUCUAUAUAUACUCAGGAAAUAUGUAUUCAAUAGCAUGAAUGAAGAUUUAACAUCUUGCU